AGAACAUCAAAUGGCAAUGCGUACUCUGUACGUGGCUGAUUGAAGCAGGCUUUUUAGGCCCGGCACGACUGCCCCAGACAUGGGGGCGGGCCGACUUGGCAAGCCUGGCUUCCUGGAAGAGUUUAGCAGCGAGUAUCUCGACCGUCACGACUCGCGAGUAGGGCCGAAACGAACUGGGUCCACGACUCCAACGAUCGAUCUCGGACCUGUUUCUCUCCGCACGAGGCGUCAAUAAACCCCUGCAAUCCCCAUUGUCGCCGGACCGACGACCAGGCCCAUGUGGGCUUUAUCGGACAGACCUGGGGACCUGGGGUAUUAUAAAGGACGCGGGCACUCAAAGACACCACGACGACAAUAGGCCGCCUGCAGCACCAACUCAGUCUCUUUCGUCCAGCUUCACUCAUCAUAUCGAUCGCCACCCAACAUGCAUCUCCCCCGAGCAUGGGAGACCGUCACCGCGGCCGCCACCCUGGGCGUCGUCCUGGGUGCUGGUGCCGCUGCCAACCCCGCGAACCGACUCAAGUGCCGCGCGACCCUCGACCAGUUCAUCGAUACCGAGAGCCAGGUGGCCAUUGACGGCGUCCUGGCCAACAUUGGCGCCGAUGGCGCCGAGGCCCAGGGUGCCGCCGCGGGUGCCGUCGUGGCCAGCCCUUCUCGCACCGACCCUGACUACUGGUACACCUGGACUCGUGAUGCCGCCCUCACCUACAAGGCCCUCAUCGAGCGCUUCAUCGCCGGCGACUCGUCCCUGCAGUCCAAGAUUGACGACUACGUCUCGGCGCAGGCCACCCUCCAGGGCGUCUCCAACCCAUCUGGCGGCCCAGACUCGGGCGGCCUGGGUGAGCCCAAGUUCAACGUCGAUCUGACGGCUUUUACCGGCUCCUGGGGUCGACCCCAACGCGAUGGGCCUCCCCUCCGCGCCACCGCCCUCAUCCUCUACGCAGGGUGGCUCGUCGACAAUGGCGAGGCGAGCAAGGCGGCCGACACGGUCUGGCCCGUCAUCGCCAAGGACCUCGACUACACCGUCCGCUACUGGAACGAGACGGGCUACGACCUCUGGGAGGAGGUCAGCGGCUCCUCCUUCUUCACCCUGUCCGCGUCCCACCGCGCCUUGGUCGAAGGCGCCGCGCUGGCCUCCACGCUGGACAAGACGUGCCCUGGCUGCGCCGAGUGGGCUCCUCAGGUCCUCUGCUUCACGCAAGACUUCUGGGUCCCUGAGGGCGACAGUGGCUACAUUGACUCUAACAUCAACGUGCGCGAGGGCCGCACCGGCAAGGACGCCAACUCGAUCCUGUCCUCCAUCCACACCUUUGACCCGGCCUCGGACUGCACCGACUCAACCUUCCAGCCCUGCUCGUCCCGCGCCCUCGCCAACCACAAGGCCGUCGUCGACUCAUUCCGUUCCGAGUACUCCCUCAACGCCGGCAUCAGCCAGCGCGACGCCGUCGCUAUCGGUCGCUACGCAGAGGACGUCUACUACGACGGCAACCCGUGGUACCUGACCACCCUCGCCGCGGCCGAGCAGCUCUACGCCGCCCUCUACCAGUGGAACCAGACGGGCUCCAUCACCGUCGACACCGUCUCACUCCCCUUCUUCAACGACCGCGUCCCCAACAUCGCCAAGGGAACCUACACCAGUGACUCAGCCACCCUCACCUCCAUCGUCGACGCCGUGCGCACCUACGCCGACGGCUUCGUCUCCAUUGUGCAGACCUACACCCCGCGCGACGGCGCCCUGGCGGAGCAGUAUGACCGCAACGACGGCACACCCCUCUCCGCCCGCGACCUGACCUGGUCCUACGCCGCCUUCCUGACGGCCACGGAGCGCCGCGCGGGCGUCGUGCCCCCCGGAUGGGGCGAGCCCGGCGCCAACACGGUCCCGGAUCUGUGCGAGGCCCCGGCCCCCUGCGACGCGGCCAUCACCUUCAACGCCCGCGUCACCACAAACCUGGGGGAGGACGUCUUUGUCGUCGGCGCGCUGACGGAGCUGGGCAACUGGGCACCUGCUGACGCCGUGCCCCUGAGCGCGGACGGGUACACGAGCAGCGAUCCUCUCUGGUCCACCACUGUCGACUUGCCGGCCGCGCGGUCGUUUGAGUACAAGUACAUCAAGAAGACGUCGGGCGGCGAGGUGGUCUGGGAGAGUGAUCCCAACAGGGGGUUCACUACCCCGACUGAUUGUGACAGCGCUGACACUAUUAACGAUACUUGGCGAUGAAUUUGGGGAUGGCAUUUCGUCGGAUUUAAUGUGGGCAGCUUAGACCAAACCAAAUUGACUGUAACUAUUCCAAGAUGACACUGCAGGUAGCGUUCAUGUUGAAGAACAGCCAUCCUUUGAUUCCGA
Messenger RNA from Emericellopsis atlantica, 2344 nucleotides. Its product is annotated as glucoamylase/glucan 1,4-alpha-glucosidase-like protein. Gene Ontology annotation, biological process: polysaccharide catabolic process. The coding region runs from base 425 to 2218 and encodes 597 amino acids. Gene Ontology annotation, cellular component: fungal-type vacuole. The transcript has a single exon. The record is from RefSeq and is a predicted model, not a curated record. Lineage: Eukaryota; Fungi; Ascomycota; Sordariomycetes; Hypocreales; Bionectriaceae. Gene Ontology annotation, molecular function: starch binding; glucan 1,4-alpha-glucosidase activity.